Molecule: messenger RNA, 3229 nt
Organism: Helicoverpa armigera (cotton bollworm)
Lineage: Eukaryota; Metazoa; Arthropoda; Insecta; Lepidoptera; Noctuidae
Exons: 1
Coding region: 700-3222 (840 amino acids)
Molecular function (GO): zinc ion binding; nucleic acid binding
Source: RefSeq, a predicted model, not a curated record
AUUUAAUACCACGUGGCACUCCCUAUUUUUAUUUUAGUUUCUACAAGUGUUGCUUUCCAGUACAAAUCCUGUACUUACGUGCUGUAUACACGCGCUUGAAUUACUAUCAUACCGAAUAUGACGGAUGUCGUUGGAGAUAUUUUAUGGUUAUAAUACCGUCUGGACUGUCUCGUUUGACUUAACUAGCAACUAUAUCGGAACCAACUGCCUCGUUGGUCUAGCUGUCGCUAGAGGUCUUGGGUUCGAUUCCCGGGACGGGCCGAAAUCACUUUACGGGUUUUAGAAACUUUCACGAAGUAGUCCGGAGCCUGGAAGUUGGUGAUUGAUACACCCGUGCAUGGGAUAUCGGUCCCGCGCCUGAUCUCUCUCCGGUCGUGUCGGAUUGCCGUCCCAUCGGGCUAUGAGAGUGAAGGAAUAGUGAGUGCACCUGUGUCUGCGCAAAGUUUGUGCACUAUAAUAUGUCACUAUAAUAUGUGUUUCCUUACAUGAGAGCGGCCACCGAUAAUCGACUAGGAGAACAUCGUAUCAUCGUAAAAGGCUUCAUUCUGACUUGGAAAGGCUAAUAACAAAUUAAUAAUGCAAGACCAUUCUAGUGUCAACGUAUUGUUAACAUUAAAUCUAAUUUGCUGUGAUUUGGUUCAGUAAAAGGCAUAGCAACAGUUUAUUAACCUGUAUUUUUGUCAGUUUCAGUUUAUUAACAUGGAUCGAGAGGAUCGUAAUAGACGAGAGACAAGUUUUGAGAGGUUUAGUGCAGACCCAGGAGUACCCAUGUAUAAGGGUCAGGGUCAGGAUGCACUGGAGUCAAGGCGGAGAGCGCUUAGUCAUGCAAGUUGGCCUGGAGAACCCAGACGUGUGGGUGAAGGCAGGUCAUUAAGGAAAUAUGGUUCAGAGAGACCAGGGGCAUCGCGGGAGCGCGAUGCUGAGGUCGAACGAAAUGGAUUAUUAGAUGGAGAGCGUGAAACAACUCAUUCGAGGAGAACUGCGCAGAGGUGCCUGCGUACACCGGCACGUUGGGAGCGAGAGCGCUCGCUAAGGACGGGGCAAGAGAGAAGAAGACGUUCACUCGAGUGCACACCCAGGAGUGAAGACGAAGUUACCCCAAGGCGUGAAUCCCGGUGCAACAGGAAGAGGAGUCGCAGUCCAUCGCGUGAUCUUGGUGAGUCACAACCAUCUUGUUCUAAGCAAUAUAAAUGUCAUGACACUUCUACAGAUACUAUAUUAGAUAAAUUUUUGUCUAUUUUGCAAUCGGUUAAAGGUUCAGAUAAGCCAAGGAUGACUUUUAAUACUAACAUUGUACCCGAGUUUGAUCCUAUGUCAAAGGAACAAACGAUUUUGACCUGGUUAACAAAGGUAGAGGAGUGCGCCGGAAUUUACGGCUGGGAGGAUAAAGAGACAAUCCAUUACGCUUUACCUAAGUUGACUGGGCUAGCACGAUCGUGGUAUCAAAAUUUGCCCACUAUGCUAUUCACUUGGUCAGAAUGGAAGAACAAAUUAAUAGAAUCUUUUCCAGUUCGCGAGGACUAUGCUGAACUUUUAACCGAGAUGCUCGCUAAAAGAGUGAAGUAUGGAGAAUCGCUUGAUCAUUAUUAUUAUGCAAAAAUUAACUUGUUAAAUAGAUGUCAAAUUUAUGGGCGACAGGCUGUAGAUUGUCUGCUGCAUGGCGUUGAUGAUAGAGCUAUCAGGGUAGGCGCUCAAGCGGCACAAUUUUCUGACCCAGAAAAAGUUCUUAAAUACUUCAGAACGGUCAAAGUAGGACAAAGCCGUGAAAACCACGAAUCAUCAUCGAAAUUCAGGAAUGAACGCAGGAAUACAACAUCCUUUGCUAAAUCCGGUGGUUCAAAGCCUGACACUACAAAAAUUAUUUGCUAUAAUUGCGAUCAAUUUGGUCACCCGCGUUUUAAAUGCGACAAACCCCCAGCAAAAUGUACUACUUGCGAUAAAUCGGGUCACCUGUCUGUCCAUUGUUAUAGGAAUAAAACUAAUAAAAGCCGCGAAGGAGACACAAAUCAACUUAAAGAUAAUAAGGAAAAACAGGUUGCCCAGUUGAAUAUAGUAGAGGAGGUGAAUGCUAAAUACAAGCUUAACAUCAAGGUGAACGGAAAUGUUGUAGAUUGCCAUUUAGAUCUGGGGAGUCAAUGCUCUCUAAUAACGUUGUCAAAGGCUAGGGAAUUUAAUCUAGAUAUAGUAGUACCAGAGGAUUUACCUACCCUCAGGGGUAUAGGUAAUAAUCUGACUAACCCAGUAGGGAUGACAACCGUCAGCGUUGAAGUUCAAAAUAUAACACAGACCAUAAACAUGUAUGUAGUCGACGAUUAUGUCAUCAGUCAGUCGGUUCUAUUAGGACACUCGUUUACUGAAAAACCAGACAUCAUUAUCACAAAGACCCCUACUGCCGUAAUAUUUCAACAAAUUCCGAGUACUAAGGUGCACCUGGAGGUGAGUAAAGACAUCGAUAUCUCCCCAAAUACGUUGCGUGCUGUUCAAGUUCUUGCCGACUCGAAAACAGAUGUACGAGUCUACGUUAAUGGUUCCAUUAGGGGUCCGGUAGGAAGUGAGUACUACCUCCUUCCGGGCGAUUACGAAGUCAAAGGUGGACGGAGCGCACUGCUGGUCCACAACGCGUCAUCUAGUGUAAUUAACUUAAAAAGAGGAACUCUUUUAGCACGUGUUUAUCCCAAGAGUACUGAUAAGGGAAAUCCAGAGGAUACUUUGCAAUCAUGCAAUGUUUCGUUCUGUGAAAUCCAGAACGAAGAUGACUUUAAUCACGGUGACAACCUAACUCCAGAGGAACUCAUGCAAUUAAAACUAUUGUUACAAAAACACAGUGACUGCUUCUCGAGUGGCCUCCAUGAUCUGGGAUUCACAGAUUUGACUGAAAUGGUUAUAGAACUCGAUAAUUCAGAACCUGUUGUCUAUCGACCCUACCGGAUGUCUUUCGCUGAUCGAGCGCUAGUCCGGAACAUGAUACAGGAGAUGGUAGAUCACGGUAUUGUCAGAGAAUCCACCUCACCGUACGCCAGCCCAAUCGUGCUAGUGCAAAAGAAAACGGGGGAUAAGCGGUUAUGCGUCGAUUAUCGGGAGCUUAACCGUAAAACGAAAAAGGAACACUAUCCCCUACCACGAAUCGAAGAUCAACUUGAUCAACUGGCGGGCAACACGGUAUUUACGUCGCUCGAUUUGGCCUCUGGCUACUAUCAAAUAGCAAUUGCUGAGGAGUCUUGACACCGAA